AAAAGGACAACCAGGAACUUGGGCUCAGUCUCCACCCCCAGACGGGGCGGGUCCGAUCCUGGAUGAGGGUGUGGCAGCCUGCAGUAGACUCACUCACAGCCUGUCUCCGCGUGCCUGAGAGGAGCUUCUGCUGGGGUGACUGAACUCUGAGCGUGACCUCCUGCCAUGGCGACCAAAGGAGGAACUGUGAAAGCUGCUUCAGGAUUCAAUGCAGUUGAAGAUGCCCAGGCCCUGAGGAAGGCCAUGAAAGGACUUGGUACUGAUGAAGAUGCCAUUAUUGGAAUCCUGGCCUACCGAAACACCGCCCAACGCCAGGAAAUCAGGACGGCCUACAAGAGCAACAUCGGCAGGGACCUGAUUGAUGACUUGAAGUCGGAGCUGAGCAGCAACUUCGAGCAAGUGAUCCUGGGGAUGAUGUCUCCCACGGUACUCUAUGACGUGCAGGAGCUGCGGAGGGCCAUGAAGGGAGCUGGCACGGAUGAGGGCUGCCUGAUUGAGAUCCUGGCCUCUCGUACCCCGGAGGAGAUCCGUCGAAUCAACCAGACAUACCAGCAACAAUACGGAAGGAGCCUUGAAGAAGACAUCUGCUCGGACACUUCCUUCAUGUUCCAGCGAGUACUGGUGUCCCUGUCAGCGGGAGGCAGGGAUGAAGGGAACUACCUGGAUGACGCGCUUGUGAAGCAGGACGCCCAGGAACUGUAUGAGGCUGGAGAGAAGAAAUGGGGGACUGACGAGGUGAAAUUUCUGAGCAUCCUCUGCUCCCGGAACCGGAACCAUCUGCUGCAUGUGUUUGAUGAAUACAAACGGAUCACACAGAAGGACAUUGAACAGAGCAUUAAGUCUGAAACAUCUGGAAGCUUUGAAGACGCCCUGCUGGCUAUAGUGAAAUGCAUGAGGAACAAACCUGCAUACUUUGCUGAGCGGCUUUAUAAAUCCAUGAAGGGCCUAGGCACUGAUGACAGCACCCUCAUCCGGGUGAUGGUUUCUCGAGCGGAGAUUGACAUGCUGGACAUCCGGGCAAACUUCAAGAGGCUCUAUGGGAAGUCUCUGUACUCUUUCAUCAAGGGCGACACUUCUGGAGACUACAGGAAGGUUCUGCUCAUUCUCUGUGGAGGAGAUGAUUAAAAGCAGACACAGGACAGAAGGCUUCUUAACACUGAUUUAUUUUUUAACUUCAUUUUUCUGCACUACUAUUAGCAUUACCUCAAAUGCUUAUUUCCAAUGAAAACGCCUCCAGUUGCCUCCUGGGAUCCAGACUGCGUUAUUAUCGUCUAUAAUUAGUCAUCUUGAUGCCUUAAACUUGUACUUCCAAAGCUUUUAAGACCUAAAUGGAGA
Acomys russatus (golden spiny mouse) is the source of this 1335-nucleotide messenger RNA. It is a transcript of the gene Anxa4, whose product is annotated as annexin A4. Lineage: Eukaryota; Metazoa; Chordata; Mammalia; Rodentia; Muridae. The record is from RefSeq and is a predicted model, not a curated record. Gene Ontology annotation, molecular function: calcium ion binding; calcium-dependent phospholipid binding. Bases 166 to 1125 code for a protein of 319 amino acids. The transcript is spliced from 13 exons. Gene Ontology annotation, cellular component: cytoplasm.